GUAACAGCUCCGCAGAAUUUAUUAUGAUUUGCUAAUCGUUUGCAACUACCUAAUAUACUAAUACAAAAUAUAUCAAAAUUUAAGAUUAAAAGCAAAGAUCGUGCAAAUGUAAAUUAUUUGCUUCACCCAAACGCACAUUACUCCAGUCAAAUCACAUUUUGAAUAAAGAAGCAAAAAUUUUAUACUUGGCAAGAUGUCGGUGAUACUCUUCCACAAUUUUGACAAGGAAAAAAUGCGUGUAUCGUCCUAAAAGCUUUUGAAACAUUUACAUGAGCUUAAAACAGUGUGUAUGUGUAUAUACAAUAGAUUGUACGCCAUUAUGAAUAAAGUAGUAGAGGACAAUGUACAGAUUAAUUGCAAUCAGAUGAAUACUAAUAUGAAAAACAAAAGCAAAAAGGCCAAAGAUCCUUCGGAAACAUCCGAUGAUAUAAGUAUAUUGGAUGAAAAGUUGAGCGAAGCGUUAGUUAACACACUUCAUAUUAACAACAUAAUUAGUAACCUAACUAAUGGGACAACUGACCAUUCAAAAGAGGAAAGUUCCAUUGAUACUAAUGAUAUAACUGAAGCACAAGGUGAUGUCAGUGAAGGUGCAAUAAAUGUAAAUAGUGUACAGUUUAGUGACAACAAUAGUCAUCAGGACAACACGGAGACAAACUUGUCUUCUGGUCUGGUCAGAUGUAAUGAUGAAGGCAAAUUAGAAGUAAUAAAUAGCAGUCACAGUUUUCAAGAAGAGUCAAAACAAGAUGAGAUUGGUAUUAUUUCAUAUGAAUCUGAAUUGCAGAUGCCUGAAAUCAUGAGACUUAUACAAAAGGAUCUAUCUGAACCAUACUCAAUCUAUACAUAUAGAUAUUUUAUACAUAACUGGCCUAAACUCUGCUUUUUAGCAAUCCAUGAAGGAACAUGUAUUGGUGCCAUUGUAUGUAAGUUAGAUAUGCACCGCAAUGUUGUUAAAAGAGGGUAUAUUGCUAUGUUAGCUGUGGAUAAAAAGUAUAGGAAGAGAGGGAUCGGCUCUAGAUUGGUGAGAAAGGCAAUACAGGCAAUGAUUAAUGACAAUGCGGAUGAAGUGGUACUAGAAACUGAAAUCACAAACAAACCAGCCUUGAAGCUGUAUGAAAAUUUGGGCUUUGUUCGUGACAAACGCUUAUUUCGAUAUUAUCUUAAUGGUGUAGAUGCAUUGCGAUUGAAGUUGUGGCUAAGGUGAAAUAAGUAGGUAACUAAUGGGAAAUUCUCAAUGUUGUGUUAUACACUUCUGGAGGCUAUGCACUCUCAGCAUUCUUUAUAUAUACCUAAAUGAACCCUGUUAAAAUGGUGUAACCUACUAUUGCCAUGUGGAAUUUAGCCAAAUGUAUAGUUUCAAUAUUUUAUAGUCAUGUGAUAUGUUUUAUUUUAUCUAAUUUAUGUGUUAAAAAUUGUUAAUUAAAAUAUAUUCUGCAAUUUCCUUUACAUCACAAUUUUUAAUGUAAAUGGUUAAUACCCAUACAAGAAUACACAACUUUGAUGAAUUGAAAUGUAGUCAGUGUUUAUUUAUAUUUAACCCAUUAAGGUUUGUCAAAAAGUGAAUUGUUGGAGUUCAUUGACUGAAGUUUACUAAUUUGUUAAUAAAGGUUUUACUUACUUAAAAAA
This is a messenger RNA of Galleria mellonella (greater wax moth), 1623 nucleotides long. RefSeq names its product N-alpha-acetyltransferase 30-like. Gene Ontology annotation, biological process: N-terminal peptidyl-methionine acetylation. Lineage: Eukaryota; Metazoa; Arthropoda; Insecta; Lepidoptera; Pyralidae. The transcript is spliced from 3 exons. The coding region runs from base 290 to 1201 and encodes 303 amino acids. Gene Ontology annotation, molecular function: protein-N-terminal amino-acid acetyltransferase activity. Gene Ontology annotation, cellular component: NatC complex. The record is from RefSeq and is a predicted model, not a curated record.